GUUUCGGGUGGGAGCUCGAACUUUAAAAAUGAAGCAAUGUUUAGUAAACAGCAACGCUAGGCAUCUGGAACUCAACAGGAGUUUAAAAAAAAAAAAAUUGCUGGUGGAAUUAUUAGCAUACGACUGUUUUAAAGACUACGAAGAUGCAAGCUGAAGGGGCAGGAUGGACCGGAUGGGGGAGAGCCACUGUGCCUGAAUGAACAGGAAAGCAGAGGGUGCUGACAAGGACAAGCCUUGCGCCCACAUUCGCCGUUAAGGAUGGAUAAGAGAAGCAGGGCACGUUCCCCCGACAGAAUAGGAAAAAUGAACGCACUCAGAAAGGAUCUGUUCACCUCCCGAACCCUGACGACAGAACACCUAGCCGUCAGGUGAAAUCCAGCACCUGAGCCGAGGAAAACAAAGCGCGCUCUCCGUACAAGCCCGGAUCCCCUUCCCCAGCUCCCGAGGGUCCUUCCACCCCACCCUGCGCGUAAAUCGCACCCCUCAGAAGUUCUGCGUUAGAGAACGCAGCGGGGAAGAACAUCUUCUGCAAGUAAAGAAAGUAGAACUAGGGCAGUCCGAGGAGAUUGAAAGGGCAAUACCAUCACGCAAGAAAACUGUACCUAUUACACCAUUCUUUGGCGAAGGUUAUUCAGCAGUGGUGACCCCUUACAAUCGAACACUCUACAAAUUAUUAUCUCUGGACUCCCAGCUGACACCCUGCCGGAGGCAAGAGCUACUGAGCCAACUGGAACUGUGCCUUUUCUCUUGUCAAGGUUUUUUUCUUACACAGGAAAAAGGAAGAAAAAAAAAAAGAUGAAGUUGGGCAAAGUGGAGCUCUGCCAUUUUCUGCAGCUAAUAGCGCUUUUCCUGUGUUUCUCUGGGAUGAGUCAAGCAGAGCUCUCCAGGUCCAGAUCAAAGCCCUAUUUCCAAUCAGGGAGGUCCCGGACCAAGCGCAGCUGGGUGUGGAAUCAGUUCUUUGUGCUGGAGGAAUACAUGGGUUCAGACCCUCUCUAUGUAGGAAAGCUUCACUCUGAUGUUGAUAAAGGAGAUGGUUCCAUCAAAUACAUCUUGUCAGGCGAAGGGGCAAGUUCCAUUUUCAUUAUUGAUGAGAACACGGGGGAUAUCCAUGCUACCAAGAGGCUGGACCGAGAGGAGCAGGCCUACUAUACGCUGCGAGCCCAGGCGCUGGACAGGCUCACCAACAAGCCCGUGGAGCCCGAGUCCGAGUUUGUCAUCAAGAUUCAGGACAUCAAUGACAACGAGCCCAAGUUCUUGGAUGGCCCAUACACUGCAGGAGUUCCUGAAAUGUCGCCUGUGGGGACCUCAGUGGUACAAGUGACAGCAACGGAUGCUGAUGAUCCUACAUAUGGCAACAGUGCCCGAGUGGUCUACAGCAUUCUGCAAGGACAGCCAUACUUCUCAGUGGAACCAAAGACAGGAGUCAUCAAGACCGCCCUUCCAAACAUGGAUAGAGAGGCUAAAGACCAGUAUUUGCUUGUUAUUCAGGCAAAGGAUAUGGUUGGUCAAAAUGGAGGACUCUCAGGAACUACGUCAGUCACCGUGACCCUAACUGAUGUCAACGAUAACCCACCUCGCUUUCCUCGAAGGUCUUACCAGUAUAAUGUCCCAGAAUCAUUGCCAGUGGCCUCUGUUGUGGCCAGAAUCAAAGCAGCUGACGCAGAUAUAGGAGCUAAUGCUGAAAUGGAAUACAAAAUCGUGGAUGGUGACGGAUUAGGGAUUUUCAAGAUUUCUGUUGACAAAGAUACACAGGAAGGAAUCAUUACUAUACAGAAGGACCUGGAUUUUGAAGCCAAAACAAGUUACACACUCCGGAUAGAAGCCGCAAACAAAGAUGCCGACCCUCGCUUUCUGAGCUUGGGUCCAUUCAGCGACACGACCACAGUGAAAAUAAUCGUGGAAGAUGUGGAUGAGCCCCCUGUGUUUUCCGCACCCUUGUACCCCAUGGAGGUAUCGGAGGCUACCCAAGUUGGGAAUAUCAUUGGCACCGUCGCGGCUCAUGACCCGGAUUCUUCCAACAGCCCUGUGAGGUAUUCAAUUGACAGAAACACAGACUUGGAGAGGUAUUUCAAUAUCGAUGCCAACAGUGGAGUUAUUACAACCGCCAAAUCUUUGGAUCGAGAGACAAAUGCUGUUCAUAAUAUCACAGUUCUUGCAAUGGAGAGCCAGAAUCCGUCUCAAGUUGGAAGAGGCUAUGUGGCCAUUACUAUACUCGACAUCAAUGACAAUGCCCCUGAAUUUGCUAUGGACUAUGAAACCACCGUGUGUGAAAAUGCCCAGCCAGGGCAGGUUAUCCAGAAGAUCAGUGCCGUUGAUAAAGAUGAGCCAUCCAAUGGACACCAGUUUUAUUUCAGCUUAACGACUGAUGCAACAAAUAACCACAACUUUUCAUUGAAAGAUAACAAAGACAACACGGCUUCCAUUCUCACCAGGAGAAACGGCUUCCGGAGACAGGAGCAGUCUGUGUACUACCUGCCCAUCUUCAUCGUGGACAGUGGUUCGCCUUCCCUCAGCAGCACGAACACCCUCACCAUCCGCGUCUGUGACUGUGAUGCCGACGGGGUAGCCCAGACCUGCAACGCGGAGGCCUACGUCCUACCUGCCGGCCUCAGCACCGGAGCCCUGAUUGCCAUCCUCGCCUGUGUCUUGACGUUACUGGUGUUGAUCCUCCUCAUCGUCACUAUGAGAAGACGGAAAAAAGAGCCUCUCAUUUUCGAUGAGGAGAGAGAUAUCCGAGAAAAUAUUGUGAGAUACGACGAUGAAGGUGGGGGAGAGGAAGACACAGAAGCUUUUGACAUGGCCGCACUGAGGAACCUCAAUGUCAUCAGAGAUACCAAGACCCGAAGGGAUGUGACUCCAGAAAUUCAGUUCUUGAGUCGACCGACUUUUAAAAGCAUCCCAGACAACGUCAUCUUUCGAGAAUUUAUUUGGGAGAGGCUGAAAGAAGCUGACGUGGACCCCUGUGCUCCCCCCUAUGACUCCUUGCAGACGUACGCGUUCGAAGGAAAUGGCUCAGUGGCUGAAUCGCUCAGCUCCUUAGAUUCCAUCAGCUCGAACUCUGAUCAGAAUUAUGACUACCUAAGUGACUGGGGGCCUCGCUUUAAACGACUCGCAGAUAUGUAUGGCACCGGCCCCGAGAGUUUGUACUCAUAGCCCCGGAACCUUAAUCUGAAAUGUACUGGAGAAAAAAAUAAAUAAAUAAAAGCAAAAACAAAACAAGGCAAAACAACGAGACAAAACAGAACAACCCACUACAUACAGAAAACAAGAACUCGACUUACUAGAGAGAACGGUUGUACAUAUUUCUCCAUUUUUAACUGUUUGGGCUUUGGCCUUGGUGAAGUGUAUCUCCAUUAGACUUACCCAAGGGACUGCACUGACCACAGACUCUGAGCAUUCAAAGGCUUUUUGAUAAAACGACAUGCUCAGUGGUUUGUGAAUAGAUAGCAACUCUCAGAUACCUGCAAAGCACCUAACCUCUAUGAGCAAGUAGUGCCCUGUGUUGUCCGUGACCCAAGCGUGCCCUGUACAAACCUUCACGGUACUGCCAGUGAGAAGAACAACACACGAUGUGCCAUUGAAAUGUCCUAGAACUUUUCGCGACUCAAAACUCGGGACCAGUAUAAUUUGCGGUGAUGCUUUUCGCUUGCUAGAUUACAGAAUCCAGCGCAAGUUUACUGCUGCUGGUUAGCAAAUAUAUUUUAUUUAGCAGUAUAUAAAUUCUUAGAAAAUCCUCCCCAGUCCUCCAAUACAAACCGAUAAAAUUUGGUUUCAGGCAACAUAACCCGUUGUUUAGCAAAUAAAUUACGAAGGGUUCCAAAUAAGAAAAAAAAAAAAAAGUAAAUCAUUCCUUUUGAGCUGCUUGUGGAGGUAUGAAAAAAAGUUGCUGUCUAUUCAUUGAUUUUUAUUAUCUCUUCUGAUUUAUACAGGAGACUAUCUUUUUUUUUAUUUCAUACAUGGUGUUCUAUUUAUUUUGGAGCUCCAAUCUCCACGAAAUUCAGGUCCAUCUGACUGCCUCAUAGAACUAAGCUCGUCAGAACAUGCUGAUUUUUCUCUAGGCUGAGCUAAACGAAGGGAAUGAAGCAUGGAUAUGGAGAAGAAAAUAGAGCAGUUGAGCCCUUUUCACAUCUCAGAGAGGAUCCCAGCUACAAGGACAUACAAGAUGUUCAUCUGAGCCAUUAGAGUGUACCAAACAGUGGAAUAAAAUAUUUGUAUUUUG
Messenger RNA from Herpailurus yagouaroundi (jaguarundi), 4219 nucleotides. RefSeq names its product cadherin 7 (gene CDH7). Gene Ontology annotation, biological process: cell migration; multicellular organism development; cell-cell adhesion mediated by cadherin. Gene Ontology annotation, molecular function: cadherin binding; calcium ion binding; beta-catenin binding. Lineage: Eukaryota; Metazoa; Chordata; Mammalia; Carnivora; Felidae. The transcript is spliced from 12 exons. Gene Ontology annotation, cellular component: catenin complex; adherens junction; plasma membrane. Bases 796 to 3153 code for a protein of 785 amino acids. The record is from RefSeq and is a predicted model, not a curated record.